UUUUUGUAAUCACUUCUAAAAUCAACCUUUCUCAACUCUCAAGUGAGCAAGCAAAACCAACUUUCCAAAAAUCAGAGGGUAGCUUUUGAUGGUCUUGACAUAUGUCGUGCAUAAGAACUCCAUGAUCCACUGCUCACAAAAAUAGCAAAACUCAAGACAAGAGUCGUUGGUUAGAAGUUAGAACCUUCGGGGAUGAUGAUUCCAGAGCAAUUUUAGCAAUGACUCUUCCCCAAGGAGAAACCAUUAGACUGAUUAAGGACCCACCAAAUUGUGAGACAAGAUAUUAAACGGCUCCAGAGGUUCUCGUCCCCAUCUCCACAAGGAGAGUUCAUCAACAGAGUAACAUUCAGUACUCCGUAAAGAUUUUCACAGUAAAAUAAAAAGUAAUCAGAAAGGAGUUUUUUUUUUUUUGAUUGGGUCUUAAUCGGCAUCGCGUCCUGUCUCCGUUGCUCCGGCUGCCUCUCAUUUUCGCCAUCACUUUUCUCUCCAUAUAAAAAGCAGUACUAAAGGACAGUUCAUAUAUGUAUGUUUAGUAGGUGGUUGACAGAGUAUCAUCAGAUAUUGAUUCUCACACUUUACAGGCGAGAUGUGUGUAUCCAACUAGUCAAACUGUAUCAAAACAGCGCCAUUCUGUUAGAUGAGUAAUGGAGUGACGUGUCAGACCCUCAAUUUUUUUGUCAGGAAAGUGGUAUUAGCUCUGCAUUUUAGGGUUGCCUGAUUAGGCGAUUCUAGGCUCACAAUUAGUGAUGUAAAGCAAAUAAGCAAUGGCUGAUGCUCAGAAGCAAAUCCAACAGAAGCCAGGGAGUAUGACAGGUAAUCCCCACGUUGAAUUCCAGAGGGGGCUUGAGGAGUUGACGAGUGGCCACUUCGAUGAUUCUUUGUCAUUUGUAUCCUCUGUGAGGGGUGACUUGGGUGAUGAUGAAGAGAAUGACCAGCUUGUUAAUCGGAGGGGAUCUGCCGCUGAGGAUGAACUGCCGGAGUCAUCUGCUGCCAGGCGGCACCACCAUUCACGGAUAUUUAGUAGGUGGGCUGCCAAGCAUGCACAAGAGAUGAUCAGCACCAUUGGAACUGAAAGGAGGGAUCCUGAGUCUGAGUUGUUGGCACGCUCCCAGGUACCUGCUGCCUCCAUGCUUGAUUCAUCAUCCUUGAGGGAAUCACAGUCCCCUACGGAAAGACUGACACACCCGAUGAGUAUGAACGUGCCGGGAAGCAGAGACAGUGAGAACCAAGGAAGCUUUGUUGAUGCUACCGAGAUGGAGAAUGACAAUAGAGUUCGGUCUUCUGAUCCGAUUUCACAAUGGAAUGAGAACUCGGAGCACAACGGUUUCAUCCGGGAGCAAUCUUCUGAUAUAGGUGAUGUGGAGAGGGAGAGGGUUGGAAGGAUUGUUCAUGGUUGGAUGGAGAGUGGUCUCUCAGAGGCAUCAUCUAUUGUUGUCGAUAGCAAUGGCAACUCGAGGGGGGAACAGAUCGAGGAGUCUGAACGUGAAGGAGUAAUGAUCGCGAGGGAGUCGGUGCAAAUGGACAGUCCACAAAUCGCAUUUCUUGAGUGUCAGAGGGAAGAACGGACCAACAGACCUGAUGAUGAUGAUGAAGGUCAGCAGCCAGAGCAUGCUCGUGGGGAGAUGCUGAGAUCAUGUGGAAGGCAGGGUCAGCUCGGUUUGAUUGUGGGGAGUGUAAGGGAAAGGCAUAGGGAACUUCAGAUGCUUUCGGAGUACCGCGCUGUUUCUGACUUUGGCCACCUCAAUCGCAUUCAAUCACUACUCAGAGGUAGAUUCCUGCGAAAUGAAAGGUCCAUUGAGGAGGAGAGUCCGCCUUCAAUGGCAGCAGCUGAGUUGGUUCAGCUGAGGAACCGUCGUCCUGUCUCUGGCUUGAGGGAAGGAUUCCGUUCGAGAUUAGAAAACAUUGUCCGCGGUCAAGCAAGCAGCAACUCUGAGCCUCCAUCUGACAGAAUCAACAGGGAUUCUCAAAAUCUCCAGACUCAUAUAAAUCCUUCAUUACAGAUUCCAAAUGAAAACCUUGAGCAAGUGCAGCCUAGUGAAGAUGAUGGUAAUACCCCUCAGCUGCAUGGUGAACUCAUAGAAAGUGGUGAUUUUAGUAUUAAUCAAAGCCCAAGUCAACAAUCAGUUCUUAAUCAGGGUAGAGAGGAAUUUGAUUCUGAGGGAGAGAACCGAGAAGACUUGACUUCAGGUGAAUCUACUGGGUGGACUGAUGAGACUGUUGAACACACAAGAAUGGACUGGCAUGUUAGUUCAGUAACUUCUCGGCAGCCCCUUGAGAUUGAAGGAGAUGCUAGUGGUGAUGAUCAAGUGCUGCAAGAAGGCCAAGAGGUUUGGCAUGGUGAUGGCUUGCAAGAGGCUGCAGAGAAUUUGACUGAGGAAUUUCCUGAUCAUCCUAGUCUGCAGCCCUCGGUCCUACUUAGUAGAUUUAAUAGAUUCCUACCCCCCGGUGAUGAGAAUAUAUACAGCUUGGAACUCAGGGAACUUGUAAGCAGGAGGAGUGUUUCCAAUCUUUUACAGAGUGGGUUCCGUGAGAGCUUGGAUCAGUUAAUUCAGUCAUAUGCAGAAAGGCAAAGUCGUGCACCUAUUGAUUGGGAUGUACACAGAAACCUGCCCCCCAUCCCCACCUCACCAGAAAGGGAGGACCAAGAACAACAGCAUAUUGAAGAUCAACAUGAUGAUAUUAUGGGUAGUCCACCAACUGUAUUACCAUCCCCUCCUGUGCCUCCACCACAACCUCUUCGGCAUCAAUAUAUGCAUCAAUCUGGUUGGGCUCGUCACACUGUCCAUCGUUCUGAAUUUGAGUGGGGGGCAACGAAUGAGCUGAGAGCAGACAUGGCAAAACUGCAGCAAGGUAUGAACACAAUGCAGAGGAUGUUGGAAGCCUGUGUGGAUAUGCAACUGGAGUUGCAGCGCUCCGUCCAACAGGAGGUGUCCGCUGUUUUGAACCGAUCCAUUGGGGGGGCUGCAGAGAACUCCUCAAUGGACAGUUCUAAAUGGAGCCAUGCAAGGAAGGGUAAUUGCUGUGUCUGCUGUGAUUGCCAUAUUGAUUCCCUGCUUUACCGAUGCGGGCACAUGUGCACAUGCUCAAAAUGUGCAAAUGAGUUGGUCAGAACCGGAGGGAAGUGUCCAUUAUGCCGAGCACCGAUUGUUGAGGUCAUCCGUGCUUACUCUAUUCUAUAAUUGAGAUAAAAAUUCGUGUCAUGAUUUUACUCCCAUUUUUCGGGUGUCCCAAUUUUUUUCUUUAGUUUUAUUUUAAGGAAAGAAACGUGUGUUAAUAUUGUCUUUCCUUGUAAAGUACUUUUAGCCCAACAGUUUAACCACACAAGUUUAUUUUCUUAAUAAAUGUGCCAAGUCAAGCCCAGAGUGUAGUCAAUAAUCCUUCUGUAUUUUUUGUCCUUCAUAUAAUAUUCCUAAAAUGGAUGCAACUUUACUAUCAAAUACUGGUAUACUAUUCUGAGUAGUGAUAUGGGUAUGAAAGGGUUUCCG
This is a messenger RNA of Cuscuta epithymum, 3485 nucleotides long. NCBI's taxonomy places the organism in Eukaryota, Viridiplantae, Streptophyta, Magnoliopsida, Solanales, Convolvulaceae. The record is from the annotation of a GenBank genome assembly.